Messenger RNA from Drosophila obscura, 411 nucleotides. Its product is annotated as BPTI/Kunitz domain-containing protein 5-like. The coding region runs from base 21 to 299 and encodes 92 amino acids. Gene Ontology annotation, molecular function: serine-type endopeptidase inhibitor activity. The transcript is spliced from 2 exons. The record is from RefSeq and is a predicted model, not a curated record. NCBI's taxonomy places the organism in Eukaryota, Metazoa, Arthropoda, Insecta, Diptera, Drosophilidae.
ACCAAAUAAACUGCAAAGCGAUGGUAAAGCUUACACUGCAUAUUGUAGUUCUAAGCCUGCUGCUGUGUCGGAUUGGAGCCGACAAUCCACCGAACAGCGCCAACCGCUUGCUGGUUUGCACGCAGCCUAAGUCAUAUGGCGGCUGCAGCGAAAUGCAGGUGCGAUGGUAUUUCGACCCACAGUAUAACAAGUGCAGGGCCUUCCACUACAGCGGAUGCGGGGGAAACAGCAAUGUAUUCGUUUUGCAAAGUGAAUGCAUUAACUACUGCAUAAACCCGGACUACGACGAAAUGAAGUAGCGAUUCCAUAAAUUGUCACUUGAUAGCAUUAACUAUUGUAACUUAACCAUAAACAUUGCUAACCACCAAUGAACAAGCCCUUAAUAAAAAUUCUCUUUGAAUUUUGAAGCUA